AUGGGAGGAAGCGGAGUAGGCGGCGGCGGCCGCAAGGCCCGCAACUUCGCGACCUUCUGCCUCUUUCCGCGCGCCGGCGCUGCCGAUCCCAACGACCGCGUCUUUGUCCGCGUCGACAACAACGACUACACCGUUCCCGGGUUCGCCGAUGAGGACUCCUUCGACCCAUCCCUGUCCGACCCCUCCUUCGGCGAUGGCAACUUCCUCUCUGCCUCCGGCCCCCUCCCAGAAUACGUCCGCCGCGAGAUCCUCGAGCUUGGCCUCCCCGACGACGGUUACAACUACCUCUCCCACCUCCGCGAGCUCCGUCCCGCCGCCGUCGCCGCCUCAUCCUUCGUCCCCAGCUCC
This is a messenger RNA of Zea mays, 348 nucleotides long. RefSeq lists its product as uncharacterized. The transcript has a single exon. The annotation marks the transcript as partial. The record is from RefSeq and is a predicted model, not a curated record. Lineage: Eukaryota; Viridiplantae; Streptophyta; Magnoliopsida; Poales; Poaceae. Gene Ontology annotation, cellular component: nucleus; cytosol; preribosome, small subunit precursor. Gene Ontology annotation, biological process: ribosomal small subunit export from nucleus; ribosomal small subunit biogenesis.